UUGACCGGUGCACUGUGCACACACAUAGGUCAUGGACAUGGCACUCGCGCGCAUUUACUUAUUUUGGUUACAACACUGACAUGAGCACCUCAAACAUCAGUUAACCGCGGCGGUGUAGGUUUCGUGUUUAUCAGUUAUACAUUUUCUUUUCUUCCCGGCCAUUGAUGCUUCCAUUUUUACGAAAGAAACUACACUCUAAAAUCAGCAAAAUGAAUCAAGAGACAUUACAUGUGGAAAUCUGUCAACAAAUAAACAGCAUUGUAUCAAAUGAUACAAUUCAGGAGUUAGCAGUAGCUGAACUAAACAUCAGAGAUGCAAUUGAUUUACACAGAUCCUUGCUAUCAAAACAUUUUUAUUAUCAGAGCUCAAAAGAUCACAUUCUGUCAAUUUUUUGUUCCUUUGGAGAUGAAAAUAAAACAAAAUUAAAAAGAACUCAGCAAUUUCAAACUCAUUUCUAUAUUUAUCGAUUAAACCAAGAAGAAGCAGCAACCGAAACUAUGGAUAAAGAUGGAGAAGAAAUUUCCGCUUGUUCACACUGGGUAUUACCUUCAAUCGAAUUCGCUGAUCUGUGGGAAAAUCUGUUUUACAAUCCAAAAGUCAAAGAAAACUUACUUAAUUUUGUUGAAACUGCUAUGAUUUAUGCUGAACGAAAAGUCAAUCCACAUGUGAUUAGUUGGAACAAAGUAGUUCUUCUACAUGGACCACCUGGAACAGGAAAAACAAGUUUGUGUAAAGCAUUGGCACAAAAAUUAACAAUACGUCUUGGAAAUAGAUUCACUCGUGGAGAAUUUGUUGAAAUAAACAGUCACAGUUUGUUUUCAAAAUGGUUUUCAGAGAGUGGUAAAUUAGUUAUGAGUCUCUUCAAUUCAAUUAAAACUCUUUUAGAAGAUCAAAAUGCUCUUGUAUGUAUAUUAAUUGAUGAAAUUGAAUCAUUAGCACAUGCUCGCAAGGCUUGCUCAAAUGGUACGGAACCAAGUGAUUCCAUAAGAGUAGUGAACGCACUUUUAACACAACUUGACAGUAUUAAACGUUAUCCAAACGUUUUAAUCCUAACAACUAGUAAUUUAACUGAGGCAAUUGAUUUAGCAUUUGUUGAUCGUGCUGACAUAAAACAGUAUAUUGGUCCACCUAACGAACAAGCUAUCUAUAAAAUUUAUAGCGAUUGUAUUAAGGAACUAAUGAGGACUAAGUUUAUUGAGAAAGAGAUGAUUCCAGAUUAUCAUUAUUUAAAAAUGCAUGGCUUUGAAGAAAAUCAACAAACAAAGUACGGUAUAAGGGUGCUGCAGCUAUGUAAACAAAGCGAAGGAAUGAGUGGAAGAACUUUGAGAAAAAUACCUUUCUUGGCUCAUGCACUUUCUAUGUCAAUGAAUCAAAGCAAACUAAAAAACUUCCUUGCUGCUAUGAUGCAUGCUAUUGAAAAGCAAAAAACGGACUGUUUGGAAGUACAGAACAAUACAGGAGAUAAAGAUCUCUCAGAAACUUAAUGAACAAAUACAUAUAAAGUUUAUGACUUGUUUUAUAUCUAAGUGUGAUAUAAAUAUUUUUUCACUGUAAACAUAGAAUAACAGUUUUUUUUAAGAAUUUCUUGAUAUUGUAUAUAUGCGUAUUGCUUAAACGUGUAGACAAUUAGUAUUUUAUGUUAAAACGCAGAUUGUACAAUAUCGUUGCAUCCUAAGAGUACAACUCUAGUUAAAGAUUUUAUACCUCUGUAUGAAUAUUUUGUAUUAAACAUAAAAAUUUAUCCAA
Nasonia vitripennis (jewel wasp) is the source of this 1746-nucleotide messenger RNA. RefSeq names its product pachytene checkpoint protein 2 homolog (gene pch2). Gene Ontology annotation, molecular function: ATP binding; ATP hydrolysis activity. The record is from RefSeq and is a predicted model, not a curated record. Gene Ontology annotation, biological process: reciprocal meiotic recombination; meiotic recombination checkpoint signaling. The transcript is spliced from 6 exons. Gene Ontology annotation, cellular component: nucleus; chromosome. The coding region runs from base 165 to 1484 and encodes 439 amino acids. NCBI's taxonomy places the organism in Eukaryota, Metazoa, Arthropoda, Insecta, Hymenoptera, Pteromalidae.